AUGGAUUACCCUUUCUAUGAUCCUCGAUCACAGCCCAGCUUCUCGCUCUAUGGGUUGCCUACCCCCGACCAACCCCAUGCGCAACCAGACACAUUCGCCCCUCUGAACUUCCCUGACUAUAACCCAUCAUUCCCCGACCCCUCCUUUGUUCCGCCACCCCAUUCACCGCCAGAAUCCGUCAAGCAUUCUGCUUCGAGCAGUGAUGCCAAUCAGCAUACACACCUCACCUCAUUCGAUGAUGAAACCCAAUUCGCAGACCCAACCUUAGGAAGGAGCAGCAGCGAGGAAAAGGAAUCAGCGCCCGCACAAAGCAAGCGCAAGGCCCAAAACCGAGCAGCUCAACGAGCAUUUCGAGAGCGCAAGGAACAGCAUGUCCGCGACCUCGAAGACAAAGUAAACACCCUCGAACAAGCAUCCAACACCUUACAAGUCGACAACGAGCGUCUCAAGCGCGAACUAGCCCGCUACACAACCGAGAAUGAAAUCCUGCGCGCGACAUCACAAGCCAACCGCGGACAGGUCGCAAACGAGAACCCGGAACCAACAGUCACAGGUCCAAUGAAGUACUCCCCCACAGACUUUUACACCACCUUCAUGCCGAACGGCCCCGGCACGCCUCGAAGCCCGCACCACCGUCUGACCGUGUGUCCGAUUACCGGCGAGAGAUUGCUAGAUGCGGGUGCGACGUGGGACCUUAUUCAGAAACAUGAGCUGUUUGAGCGCGGCCAGCUUGAUAUUGGUGAUAUUACGGAGCGGUUGAAGGGGAUGUCACAGUGUGAUGGACAAGGACCUGCUUUUAAAGAAGGUCAGGUUCGCCGGGCUAUUGAGGAGAGUGUGGCUGUUGGUCGUGAUGAGUUUAUUUGA
Molecule: messenger RNA, 864 nt
Organism: Penicillium concentricum
Lineage: Eukaryota; Fungi; Ascomycota; Eurotiomycetes; Eurotiales; Aspergillaceae
Gene: rsmA
Product: putative bZIP transcription factor (Fcr3)
Exons: 3
Coding region: 1-864 (287 amino acids)
Cellular component (GO): RNA polymerase II transcription regulator complex
Molecular function (GO): transcription cis-regulatory region binding; DNA-binding transcription activator activity, RNA polymerase II-specific
Source: RefSeq, a predicted model, not a curated record